Stylophora pistillata is the source of this 1748-nucleotide messenger RNA. RefSeq names its product polyadenylate-binding protein 2-B. Gene Ontology annotation, cellular component: nucleus. NCBI's taxonomy places the organism in Eukaryota, Metazoa, Cnidaria, Anthozoa, Scleractinia, Pocilloporidae. The record is from RefSeq and is a predicted model, not a curated record. Gene Ontology annotation, molecular function: poly(A) binding.
GGAUUUUGGAACGCUAAAGGUUAGGAUUUGCUGCGUGUUGAGCGCCAUCCGUCUGCAUCGGGCUUCAUUAACGUCUCCAGUAUUCGAAACAUUGCAUAGUUGGUCUUAAAAUAACUCUACUGCUAUUUAGUUAGGUAUUUUCUCAAAGAAAUGGCGGAUUUAGAUGAAACCGCUCAAGAUAGCUUGCUAGACGCAGCUCUCCACACAUCAAAGGACGACGAUGCCGUUUUGGGAGAUAUUGCGGGAGUGGAUCCUACAGUAGAUGACUCAUUGGAAGAUCCGGAACUUGAAGCUAUUAAAGCAAGAGUGAAGGAGAUGGAAGAAGAAGCAGAAAAGUUAAAAGAGAUGCAGAAACAAGUUGAAGAAUCCAUUAUGAGUCCCACAGCAGGACAAUCAACAUUCCCAAAAACAAUCGAAGAAAAAGGUGAAAUUGAUGCAAGAUCAGUUUAUGUGGGGAAUGUUGAUUAUUCUGCAACAGCUGAGGAAUUAGAGCAGCAUUUUCAUGGAUGUGGCUCCGUUAACAGAGUCACAAUUCUUUGUGACAAAUUCACUGGACACCCUAAAGGGUUUGCCUAUAUUGAAUUUUCUGACAAGGAGAGUGUAGAAAAUGCAGUAACCAUGGAUGAUUCCUUGUUCAAAGGAAGACAGAUAAAGGUAAAUCCUAAAAGAACAAAUCGCCCUGGUAUCAGCACAACAGACAGAGGAACACCAAGGGGAAGGGGAAGAGGACGUGGCUUCAGAGGAGGAUUGUACAAUCCUUAUUCAAAUUACAUGCCCAGGCCUAGGGGUAGAGCAAUGUUUAGGUCAGUGAUGGUUUCACUUGAGCUCUGGUAUAACCUUUUUACUUUCCAGAGUGAUCAGUGUAUAGUUGUAGAAAAGAAAGCAAUUAUUGCUCAGAAAUAACAUCAAAUUCUAUGAAACAAUUACCCACCUGGCAAAUAGAAAUGUAUGGUCUAUAAGAAAUGUGUAGCCAUCAGUUAAAAGUGAAUGAUUUAGGUUUAAGCCAUCUCAUGAGUCUUAAAAUGCAGGCUUUAUCUAAACCUCUGUGUGAUUGUUGGGAUAAACAGGGAAUUUCAGUUGGACAAGUAAGUCACAUAUAGCUUAAGACUAGUCUAAGGAAAAAUUCUUCUGUUUCUCUGAGAAAUUUUUUUUUUCUCUUACAGGGGCCGUGGAAGGGCAUACUGGUAUUCUCCGUAUUAACAACUUUCCAAAGACUUCACUGACCCCUACAAUCUAUUUUAAGUGAUUGUUUUUUAUAUGCUCUGCAUUACUCUUUUUUUUUUUUGCAUACUUUGACAAAGUUCAGCUGUUUUUGUCUUCACAGGUUUCUUGGCAAUUAUCAAGGGACCACUCCGUGAAGCUGCUAAUUGGUUAAAAUGAGAGCCUUGCUCAGCCUUCUUACCUAAUGGAUAUAUUCCAGAGUAGGUAUAGUGACUUGAAAAGCUCUUUCAAUUAAGACAGACUGUGGUGUUAAAAAAAAAUAGGUUUAAAAAAGAAGACAAAAAAUUUUUUGAGAAUGAAAAACUUUAUGAGAAGAAGAAAAAAAAAAGACCAUGAGCUGUUUUAAGACUGAAAAAAGAAGAACUAAGGAAACACUGAGUGACUGAGGAACAAGAGAGAGAGAGAGAUAGGGUGAAAAAAUACAGAUACACACUUUUUGUGUUGUUGUUGUGUAUUAGUAAAUGUAUUGGACUAACAGGUAUUCAGCGUUGCAAGAAAACAUCAAUAAAAAAUUUUGUAAAAAUGUA